Molecule: messenger RNA, 657 nt
Organism: Adineta steineri
Lineage: Eukaryota; Metazoa; Rotifera; Eurotatoria; Adinetida; Adinetidae
Source: the annotation of a GenBank genome assembly
AUGUAUUUGUGUAUAUCUUUACUUCUAGCUAAUAUUGCUAAUCAUGGUCUCUAUGAUGGUAUUAGUAUUGUCUGUUCAAAUGGUAAUUGUCAACACCAUACUACUAUUAUUGCGGGAAGUAUAAUUGGAGGUGGUACUGGAAUAAUUCUUCUCUUUAUAGUCACUUUACUUUGUUGUCAUCAUGCUAAAGGUCGACCAUUACAAACAAAUUUAAAAUUCGUUAAUUCAACAAAUCAUAAAAUAUAUAAACAUGAAUUAUACGAUGUAACUAUUUUUACAUCUGGUAUUUGGUCUAGUCGACAUUAUCAAUCUGGAAUGUGGCAUAGUUUUUCUUACUUUAUGCUUUCAUUCGAUUCUAAAUUAUUCAAAGUUGCUGGUUCAGGAUUAGAUAAUAUCGGUAUAUUUACGAUUGAUGGAACUUAUUCAAUUGAAACUGGACGAAUGGGUUUAAUAAAAACAUAUCAAUUAGGAAUGAAGAAACGAACAGAAAAUUUUAAAUAUCAAAUGAUAAUUCAACUUACUUGGAACUCAGAAACAUAUCAAUUCGAAGGCAAAUGGUAUGUACAAACAAAUAAAUAUCGUGGAACAGAUAAAUUUCAACUUAAAUUUACUAAACAACAAUCUUCUCCAACCAAUAAAGAAAAUUCAAUGUGUUAA